Messenger RNA from Cicer arietinum (chickpea), 1451 nucleotides. RefSeq names its product cyclin-dependent protein kinase inhibitor SMR11. The record is from RefSeq and is a predicted model, not a curated record. Lineage: Eukaryota; Viridiplantae; Streptophyta; Magnoliopsida; Fabales; Fabaceae.
ACAUAUUUAGUUGGAGGAAAGUUGUGGAAAAUAAGGGGAAAAAAAAGUGAGACACGUGCGAGAAAGGGUUUUUAGCGGAUCUAUCUAUAUCUUUAUUUUGCUCGCGCUUGUUUGCUGCGGCGGCGGCAUCGGCAUCGGCUGUAAAGCUAUACCUAACUUCCACUUCCUCCAUAAUCGUUUCAUUCAACUCACUUCACAUGGAUCUCAGCGACGAAAAAAGUGUUGCGACGAAAAUGAACGUUUCUUGUUCUAAAACCAACCAAAAAGACGAUGCAACAGAUUGUAAUUGUAUAGUUCCUGUAACUCCCAACACUGUCAAAGAAACUUCAGAUUCGGAAUUUCAGUCACCUCUAACAUUGACGGUUGUUAGGAAACAACUUAACCGGGCCCACAUUCAUUCCCAACUUGACAAUUCUACCCCUCCAACACCUAACGCUAUCCUCGUCGACUCAUUUGCUUUCACUACUGAAGAAAUGGCGGCGCGUGCAUCUCAAUCUACCAAGUACCUCUGUGAAAUCAGAAACACCGUUUCCCGUCAACUUCAUUUCCGUUCCUCCGUUCACCCCUACGAAUCUAUUUCUGAUCAAGAAAUCAUCGAAUCUUUACAUGAAAACCUUUUGCAGUUCAUUCUUUCAAAGCAAAUUGAAGAGUUUCUUCCUUCAAUCUCAAAAGAUUCUGAUGAUGAAUGUAAAUCGCCUCCUUCACGGAUUUGUUUCAAUGGAAUUAGUGAUAUUACUCCCGGUGCACCUCGUAAAGUCAAACGCUUGGGUCAACAAAGGAUCGUCAAAUUAGGGUUAUCUCAUGUUCAAGCAAAACAAAUGGAUUUUAAUGAUGGGAUCCCCCACUUGACAGAUGGUCUGCUAUUGUAAAUUUUCCAUGAGAGGUUUCAACUUUAAAAUUGUGAUGAUUGGAGUGUUCCUAUGAAUGGUUUUUAUUGUAAUAUUGGCAUUUCUGUUCUUGUAUGGAGGAUUAGUUACGAUGAAAUGGAUUCUGUGCAUUUUUGGAUGGUGGUGAAAUUGACAAAAUCACGGCGAGUCUAUAUGAUUUUUGCAAAAGUUGCAUUUUGUAGCUUCUAAAAAAUCACGGAGCCAUGUGCUCUUGCCAAAUUCACAGGCCAUCCAAACAUAUGCAUAGAGACUUCAUAUUCAAUUUGAUGGCGAGCCUUCCCAUUUGUGCUCAUUUUUGGUUUGGGAUAUUCAGCAUCUUUUACAGAGUGAUUGAGCUUUUGUGGAGGUACAUUUAUGUAGUGGUAGUGAAUAUAUUGUUGAUCAUGUUGCUUAUCUAUUCUUGGUCAUUCCAAUUCUUUGGGCUGUGUGUUUCUAGACAACUCUCCAGAGUCACUAGUUCUGCUUGCUUCUUUGGAAGAAAAAUGUUUGUCAAGAUAUUUAUAAAUUAAUAAAUUGUAGAACAAGUAUUAUAUUAUAACUGAAAAAAGGAGUGGAGUGCUUCAA